Eutrema salsugineum is the source of this 2308-nucleotide messenger RNA. Its product is annotated as auxin efflux carrier component 2. Gene Ontology annotation, biological process: auxin export across the plasma membrane; auxin polar transport. The coding region runs from base 41 to 1987 and encodes 648 amino acids. Gene Ontology annotation, molecular function: auxin efflux transmembrane transporter activity. Gene Ontology annotation, cellular component: plasma membrane; endoplasmic reticulum. Lineage: Eukaryota; Viridiplantae; Streptophyta; Magnoliopsida; Brassicales; Brassicaceae. The transcript is spliced from 9 exons. The record is from RefSeq and is a predicted model, not a curated record.
AUCUAUCUUAUCUCUCUCUUCUCGCCGGAAAUAAAAUAAAAUGAUCACUGGCAAAGAUAUGUACGACGUACUAGCGGCGAUGGUGCCGCUAUACGUAGCUAUGAUACUAGCCUACGGUUCCGUAAGGUGGUGGGGAAUAUUCACGCCGGACCAAUGUUCCGGUAUAAACCGGUUUGUUGCGGUUUUCGCGGUUCCUCUUCUGUCUUUCCAUUUCAUCUCCUCCAAUGAUCCUUAUGCCAUGAACUACCAUUUCCUCGCCGCCGAUUCUCUUCAGAAAGUCGUUAUCCUCGCCGCACUCUUUCUUUGGCAGGCGUUUAGCCGGAGAGGAAGCCUAGAAUGGAUGAUAACACUCUUCUCACUAUCAACGCUACCGAACACUUUGGUGAUGGGAAUCCCGUUGCUCCGGGCAAUGUACGGCGACUUUUCCGGCAACCUAAUGGUGCAGAUAGUGGUGCUUCAGAGCAUCAUAUGGUAUACAUUGAUGCUCUUCUUGUUCGAGUUCCGUGGCGCUAAGCUUCUCAUCUCCGAGCAGUUCCCUGAAACCGCCGGUUCCAUUACUUCUUUUCGUGUUGAUUCUGAUGUUAUCUCUCUCAAUGGCCGUGAGCCUCUCCAGACCGACGCGGAGAUAGGUGACGACGGAAAGCUCCACGUGGUGGUCCGGAGAUCAAGCGCCGCCUCAUCGAUGAUCUCGUCGUUCAACAAAUCUCACGGCGGAGGACUAAACUCCUCCAUGAUAACGCCGCGAGCUUCAAAUCUCACCGGCGUCGAGAUUUACUCGGUUCAGUCGUCGCGAGAGCCGACGCCGAGAGCGUCGAGCUUUAACCAGACAGAUUUCUACGCUAUGUUCAACGCAAGCAAAGCUCCGAGCCCGCGUCACGGCUACACCAAUAGCUACGGCGGCGCAGGGUCAGGUCCCGGCGGAGAUGUUUACUCGCUUCAGUCGUCUAAAGGAGUGACGCCAAGAACGUCGAAUUUUGAUGAGGAAGUUAUGAAGCCGAAGAAAGGAGGACGAGGUGGGAGAAGCAUGAGUGGUGAAUUAUACAACAAUAAUAGUGUGCCGUCGUAUCCACCACCGAACCCGAUGUUCACGGGGUCAACGAGCGGAGCAAGUGGAGCCAAGAAGAAGGAAAGUGGUGGAGGAGGAGGACAGAACAAUAAGGAGAUGAACAUGUUUGUGUGGAGUUCGAGUGCAUCUCCGGUGUCUGAAGCCAACGCGAGGAACGCAAUGACAAGAGGUGCCUCCACUGAUUUAUCCACCGACCCAAAAGCUUCUCUUCCUCCUCCUCACGAUAACCUCGCUUCCAAAGCGAUGCAGAAUCUGAUAGAGAACAUGACACCGGGAAGAAAAGGGCAUGUGGAGAUGGACCAAGACGGUAAUAACGAAGGUAAGUCAGGGGUAAAUUCGUCACCUUACACGGGGAAGAAAGGCAGUGACGUGGAAGACGGUGGUCCCGGCGGUCCGAGGAAGCAGCAGAUGCCGCCGGCGAGCGUGAUGACGAGACUGAUACUGAUAAUGGUUUGGAGAAAGCUUAUUCGGAACCCUAACACUUACUCUAGUCUCUUUGGCCUUGCUUGGUCCCUCGUCUCCUACAAGUGGAAUAUAAAGAUGCCAACUAUAGUGAGUGGAUCGAUUUCGAUAUUAUCUGAUGCUGGUCUUGGCAUGGCUAUGUUUAGUCUUGGUCUAUUUAUGGCAUUGCAACCAAAGAUAAUAGCUUGCGGAAAAUCAGUAGCGGUCUUCGCGAUGGCCGUAAGGUUCUUGACCGGACCGGCUGUAAUCGCAGCCACCUCAAUUGCAAUUGGUCUUCGAGGCAGUCUCCUCCAUAUUGCCAUCGUUCAGGCUGCUCUUCCUCAAGGAAUCGUUCCUUUUGUUUUCGCCAAGGAAUAUAACGUCCAUCCUGAUAUUCUCAGCACUGCGGUUAUAUUCGGAAUGCUGGUUGCUUUGCCGGUAACAAUACUCUACUACGUUCUUUGGGGAUUUAAGUUAUAAUCAAAACGUAAUGGCGAAUCAAAGGCGAUACGACCAAAGGUGAAUUUAAAUUAAACAAAAUUACUAAGAAAAAGAAGACUAAUUCCAGGUCAGGCUUAGGUGGAUGGACCAUGCAAUGUCGCAUUAAUUAAGUUAUAGCAUAUGAUAGUAGAGAUUUUAGUUAGUUUUGUAUAAUUUAUACGCACAUGCAUGUACGUGACUCUGUGUAAUUUUUGUUACAUUUAUUAAAAUUUUGGGAUGUGCGUCCAACCUAUUUUUUAAUUCAUUUUUUUCGUGAAGUGUGUUAUUAAAUCGUAAUCAUAAUUCAAUCAUGUACUAGAU